Symbiodinium pilosum is the source of this 2208-nucleotide messenger RNA. NCBI's taxonomy places the organism in Eukaryota, Dinophyceae, Suessiales, Symbiodiniaceae. The record is from the annotation of a GenBank genome assembly.
AUGGCGCAUGUGCGGCGCGUAGUGCGAGAGGCUUGGAGAAGUGUGAGACAAGCGCAAGCUGCGCAAGUGCUGAGCUCCUUUUUUAGGAGCUCACGUGUGAGUGAUGAGUGGAGCCAUUUGCAACUUGAAAAAGAGCCAAGACCAACUACAAGAAGAUUGUCUGAAGCAGAGAAGGAAGCUGCCAACGUGUUCUUUUCCACUGCUGCACAUUUCCGAGGAAGGUUGGAAGCAGAAGCAGCAAGUCUUCUCGUUCCUGAUAACAUUACGGCUGAGCACCAAGGGUCGUAUACAUAUUACCAGAGGCACAAUGCUGAAGGGUUUUUGCUUUUCUGUCGAAAAUAUAGCGAGCCGAGUGAUAGGCAGGUUGAAGAGGUCCUUCUGGACACCGGACAGUUAGCGGCCGAAGGCACAAACUAUGCAGACGUUACUGCUUGCAAAGUUUCUGAUGAUGAGACAAUGCUGGCGUACAUUGUAGAUUUGCAUGGUGAUGAUUCCUUCGAACUGCGAGUACGCUCACUUCGCUCGGACUGCGAGUCAGCCACAGAAGCCCGCAUUCCAAACAUCCGCAGUGUGGAAUUUCUUGAGUGUGCCCACGAGCACAGCCUCCUUGCAGUGGAAGUUGAUCCAGAAAGCAAGCGCGCAUGCCGUGCCGUGCACUUGACUGUAAGUCCAACUGCUGCUUGUUCUCGUAGGAAGCUAUGGGAGGAGGAGGAUGCGGCUGCAUAUUUGGAGUUGUAUCGGACCAAAGAUCGCCUGCACAUCUUCGUCUCUUCAAACACGAAGGAGACUUCAGAUGUUCGUGUUUGCAAAUGCGGGGGAAGCUGCGAGACGCUUUCUCUGAAGCCGCUGCUUGUGAAGAUUGCUGGCGUGGAGUAUUUUGCUGAGCAUCAGGAUGGCUGGUUUUACAUAAUUAGCAACCAUGAACGUCCAGAUUUCAAGGUUUAUAGGGCCUCCGCUGAUGAACUUGAUAGCACGAACGGAGCGUGGGCGUGUUUACAACCUUUUUUCACGCCACCGGGCCGCAUGCACGUGACAGAUGCUGACUUGUUCAGCAGAUGGCUUGUGCUGUAUGGUCAUCAGUCUGCUGCCCCAGAGGUCUGUGUUGUUCCCCUUGUUGCAAACCAUGGAAGCGGAAAGGAGGUGCAGCCCUACUUGGUCGACCUGCCCUCGCAAAUUGGAUCUGUCGAGCCCUGCACCAAUGCAGACAGCAACGUGGAGAAAGUUCGAUACACUUUUAGAUCUCCAAUAGAGCCAGGUUGCACCUAUGAGCUUGAUCUGGUCGAGAGGCGUGCAGAGAUUGUAAGCCAGUGCAGAAUCGACAACCCAGAGCUGCUGCAGUCCAUGCAGUGCGACAGACUGCAGUUUCCUUCCCGCGACGGUACCUUGGUUCCUUUGACGCUGGUCCGCCACGUGGAGAGUGACCAAGGCCAAGAUGGCCAAGGUGCCCCGUGCUUGCUUCAAGUGUAUGGGUCCUACGGCACCUUCUUGGCACCUGAUUUCUGUUCAGAGCAUGUGGCUUUGUUGCGUCGCGGCUGGGUUCUUGCCUGGGCUCACGUGCGUGGAGGUGGUGAGAAUGGACGCAACUGGCACUCGGCUGGCAGGCAACUGAGCAAAGCCAACUCCAUCAUGGAUCUAGCGGAUGCUGUAAAAUUCCUACUCUCGCGUGGCAUCGCGAGACCAGGUGGUGUGUGUCUGAAGGGAUCGAGUGCCGGUGGACUGACCGUGGGUGCGAUGUUGAAUUCUCGCUCAGAUGCUGCUCUUGUUAGCGCUGCCAUUCUGGAAGUGCCAUUUGUUGAUGCACUUACAAGUAUGAUGGACCCUACGUUGCCAUUGACAGUGCACGAGUUCGACGAAUGGGGAGAUCCUGCCACAGCAGAGCAUGCUGCCAACAUUCGCUCCAUAUCACCCUAUGAGAACCUGGGAUCACACUGCUAUCCGUCAGUCUACAUUUCAUGCGCCUCCAAUGAUGCGAGGGCACCAGCCUGGAUGUCGUUGAAAUAUGCCGCUCGACUGAGAGCUCGAAGCCCUGGCCUUCUGGAGUUGCGAUCGCGGCGUCGACCGGCUGGAGAUGCCACAAAGGCUGGCAAUGUCGUCUUGCACUGCUCUGAUUCAGGUCAUGCCGGUGCAAUGGGCUGGCAAGAGAGAAGUGAAGAAUUCAGCCGGCAAGUGACGUUUUUGCAUGAUGCGCUAGGCUUGAGCAAGAUUUGA